This is a messenger RNA of Trichosporon asahii var. asahii CBS 2479, 1341 nucleotides long. RefSeq lists its product as uncharacterized. The record is from RefSeq and is a predicted model, not a curated record. Gene Ontology annotation, cellular component: spliceosomal complex. Bases 1 to 1341 code for a protein of 446 amino acids. Lineage: Eukaryota; Fungi; Basidiomycota; Tremellomycetes; Trichosporonales; Trichosporonaceae. The transcript is spliced from 8 exons.
AUGGACAUCGACAAAAUGUUCAAGCUCCCCCCUGGGGGAACUGGGCAGGGAGUCAAAAGGAAACUGCCCGACCUCCCAUCGGAGGAAGUGCUCAAGCGUUUUCGACAAGACAGCUCUGCAAACGAGAGCGGCGACCGCAUGGUAAACCCUACCGCUGCCGAUGAUGCUCGGGCUGACGGUGAAAGCAAAUCCUGGACAUAUUCGAUCGCGCCGGCGAGAACGAUGCUGAGGUUCAUUGAAUCUGAGUCGAGUCUUGAUGCUGUAAUCAAGGAGUUCCUUCCACUCACCCAGAACCCAGCACUUUACUACCCCGAGAUUGUCGCUCAGGGAACCGUCGCUCGACUUUGCAGCCUUCUGGCCCACGACAACACCGACAUUGCUUUGGAUGUCAUAGAGGUUUUGCAAGAGCUUACAGACGACGACAUUGAUUCGGAAGGGUUAGGCGACGGUGGUGACAACUCAUCGUCCGCUUCACGCUUGGCAGUAGCGCAACUCAUUGACGACUUGCUCUUGGUAUCCAAUCUCGGUCGGCUGGACGAAAAAGAGGACGCAGAUCGUCAAGGUGUAUUUCAAACUCUCGGCAUCUUUGAGAAUCUAUUGUCGUUCAUGCCGCCUUUGGCCGAGCAGAUCGGAGAGUCCACGUCGUUCCUCGACUGGCUACUGAGGCGUAUUCGUGAGGAAGACUUUGACAGCAACAAACAAUACGCCGCAGAGGUCCUGUCUAUUCUCCUCCAAAGCAGCCAUUCAAACGUCAGCAAAGUGGCGGCAGCGGAGGGCAUCGAUGCUUUGCUCUUGGUCCUUUCCAGGGAUCCUGAGGACGGGGAGGAAUCAGAGUUUAUGGAGAACGCUUUUGAUUGUCUCUGCUCAAUCGUACGAGUCAACGAGUUCAAGUCUGCCUUCGUGGUGGCCGAGGGCAUGGAGCUCAUGAUAAUCAUGAUCAGCCGAGCGCUUCGUCGAUAUGCUCGGCCUGAAGACGCUGUUCUCAGCCUUCAUGGGCAAAGAGAAGACGUGGAAGGCGUAUACGAGGAGGAGAGGUACUUGCGCCGACUUGACGCUGGCCUGUCCGCUCUGCAACUUUGCGACUAUGUUCUUGCGUGGGUCUGCGUAGAGGACGACGGGGCCAAGGCGCACAUCGAAAAACUACUCGCACGAAGGGGCGAUGGCCUUGUCCAAAUUACCCAGACUCUCAGGGGUAGGUCUCUCCAUGCCGCGGUUACUGACGGUACAGACAUGCUCGGUCGCAUGAGCGAUAUCAAGGAUGACGUCCCGGGGGAUCACAGCGACUCUGCAUUGUCACAAAGAAGAUAUAUUUUACAAGAAUUGGUACAGUCCUUGUCAUAG